AUGCACCCGUCCGACCGACUGACAAUCAGGACCCAGCAGGGUGUCAACAGCACGACCUGGACACGCCCACCCUUCUACGGCAACGAAUCCAUUCCAGAACUGUUCGCUUUUCACGCGGAGAAGAGCCCCGAGCACCCUGUGAUAGUGUACGACGACGAACACGGCGCUGUGCGGGAGCUCCGCUACAAGGAGGUAUACCCCGCCAUCCGCAAGGCAGCCCACUUCGUCAACAAAUAUGUAUGCCUCUCGCCUCCCCCAGUGGAAUCAGAGGGUGCCGACAAGCCCCGUGUGGUGGGUAUCCUUGCCAUCGCCGACAACAUCACGCUUUCGACACUUCUCAUUGGGAUCAUGUAUCUCGGAUACACUCCAUUCCCACUUUCUGUCAGGAAUUCAGCCGUGGCUGUUGCGCACCUCGUGCGGAGGAUGUCCGUUCGCGACGUCAUCGUCAGCCCGGAUGCGGGUAUGCAGCGCAUCGCACACGAGGCCAAGGAGCAGCUCGCGAAAGAAGGCUACGAGCUCAACAUUCUCCCGCUGCCUCAGUAUCGAGACCUGUACAACGAGAGCGACGACGGACUCAACGUUAAGAUGGGCCCGCUCAAUGCAGACAAGCCGGCCGUGAUAUUGCACUCCUCUGGAUCGACGUCCUUCCCUAAGCCGAUCUCGCUCACUCAUAGAUCCCUGACCAGAUGGGGAUUCCUGACUUACUUCGGCGACUUGGACAUGUGUGGCGUACGAGCCUCCAUGCAUAGCUUGCCGAUGUUCCAUAUCAUGGGUGCCAUCAGCAUCCCCUGGAUGGUUUGCACGGGAGCGGUGAUAGCGCAUUUCCGGCCGUCGUCUCCUCCUACCAUCCCAACGCCAGACACGUUGAUACGGGCACUCUCCGCUACAGAGUGCAAGAUGGUCAUUUGUGUUCCGUCUAUGAUUGAGGCAUGGGCUCGCGACCCCGCUUACGUCUCUGAGCUCAAGAAGCUCACUUCACUCCUAUACGCCGGAGCAGCGCUGAACAAGGACGUCGGCGAGUUCCUGCUCGAUGAGGGUGUGAAGCUGGUGACCGGGUUCGGCAUGACCGAGAUCGGUGCGCUGGGAAGGAUGGGGUCCGACCCAGCGCUGAUCCCGCGCGACAAGUGGCAGUACUUCUCGCUCGCUCAGCCCGUCGACUUCAUUCGCGUCUAUCAGGAGGGACUCCCGGGCAUUUUCGAGUUGGUCGUCGUGGACGGACCGGCUUGGUCUCCGAACGCGUUCAAUACGGAAGUGAAUGGGCGCCCGGCGUACGCGACCAGCGACCUGUUUGAGGAACAUCCCGAUGACCCGAACCUCUUCCGAGUUUACGGGAGGGCCGACGACCAGAUUGUCCUGUCCACGGGAGAGAAGACCAACCCUGUGCCAAUGGAGGCCAUCUUGCUGCAGGACCCCCUCGUCCAUGCAGCGAUCAUAUUCGGCCGGGGCCGCUUCCAGAAUGGCGUCAUCGUCCAGCCGAAGCAGCCUUUUGAGCCCAAUGACGAGGCAAAGCUCGAAGAGUUCCGUAACGCGAUUUGGCCGACGGUUGAACGCGCGAAUAACUUUGCGCCCUCGCACUCGCGUAUCUUCAAGGAGAUGAUCACGGUCACGAGCCCGAGCAAGCCGUUCCAGUUUACCGCGAAGGGCACGCCACGCCGACACGUUUCGCUCGCGGAGUAUGCGGCGGAGGUCGAUGAACUGUACAGACGUGUCGAUGAAUCGUCGCAGGUGGAUGUGCAGACACCCAACGAGUGGUCGACCGACACCGUGCCCGAGUACGUGCGCGCAGUCGUGAAGAAGGUCAUGUGCGCAACAGAUUUCGGCGACGAGGACGAUCUGUUCCAGCAGGGAUGUGACAGUUUGCAGGCUACGUGGAUCCGGAACACGAUCCUGCACGCCGUGCGCACGACGACCAAGGUGUCUACCCACGACGUCCCCGGGAACUUCGUCUACUUGCACCCGACGAUCGCCGGGCUGAGCACCUUCCUGCACGGGCUCGUGUCCGGGAAGAGCAUCGAUAACUUGGAUGUGGAGCGCGUAGAGCGUCUGGUUCAGAUGAAGGCGCUCGUCGAGAAGUACUCCGCCAAGUGGCCUAGCCCGCGAUGGGAGGCGUCGGUCGCUGCGCCUGCCGCCGAAGAGACGGUGUUGGUGACAGGCAGCACUGGGCGCGUUGGCUCGCACCUGCUCGCGCAGCUGGUGCAGAAGCCGGAGGUCACGCACGUGUAUGCGCUCAAUAGGGAGCCGACGGGCGAGGCGGCGAAGCUGGAGGCGCGCCAGCGCGAGGCGUUGAAGACAUGGGGUUUGGAUCCCGCUCUUUUGGAUGGAGGAAAAGUGACGUUCCUCCCUGUGGAUCUGGCGAAGCCCUCUUUCGGCCUCGACGAGAUGAUCUACGGAGAGCUGAGAAGUUCUGUCACGGCAAUCGUGCAUAAUGCGUGGAGAGUGGACUUCAACGUCACGCUGCCGUCCUUCGAACCGCUCAUCGCAGGGGCGCGCAGCCUGCUCGAUUUCGCAUUGAGCUCGCCGCGCCCCGGAGGUCCGAGGCUGCUCUACGUCAGCUCAAUCACAUCGGCCCAAAACCAUUCCCCGGAGGCCCCGGUUUUGGAGACGCUCGACUUUGGCCCUGAGCUCGCAAUUGGGCAAGGGUACGGCGAGAGCAAGUGGGUAACCGAGCAGAUUCUCAGACGCGCCGCGAAGGAGAGCCGACUCAGGACCACCGCCGUGCGCGUUGGCCAGCUGAGCGGCGACACGCAUGUCGGUGGCUGGAGCACGUCCGAGUGGGUGCCCGCGCUCGUACGUGCAAGCAAGCGUCUGGGUGCAAUCCCGGCCGCUGAAGAUACCGUCUCUUGGGUACCGGUAGACGUCGCGGCGUCCGCUCUGCUCGAGAUGCUCUACAGCGGGGAACAGGUGCUUCACCUCAGCGCCCCUCAGCCUGUCCCCUGGAAUGCAGUUUUCGGGCCCAUCGCGGAGCGGCUUGGGGUCCCGCUCGUCCCACCGUCCGAGUGGCUCGCGAAGUUGCGCGAGUCCGCCAAGGCGGCGGAGUCUGGCCCGAACGUCGGCGCGCACGAUUCCGCGCACAACCUCCUGCCGUUCUUCGAGGCUGCGAUGUCGACAAAGGAGUUGAAGUUCGACACUGGGAAGGCGGUCACGGUCUCGAAGGCGUUGGCGGAGCUACAGCCUCUCGGGAAGGAUGACGCGCUGAAGUGGCUGCAGUUCUGGAAGGAUGCCAAGUUCCUUGAGAUUAAGUAG
This is a messenger RNA of Trametes versicolor FP-101664 SS1, 3243 nucleotides long. RefSeq names its product acetyl-CoA synthetase-like protein. Bases 1 to 3243 code for a protein of 1080 amino acids. Lineage: Eukaryota; Fungi; Basidiomycota; Agaricomycetes; Polyporales; Polyporaceae. The record is from RefSeq and is a predicted model, not a curated record. The transcript has 19 exons.